AUGACUGUCCACGGCUACGCGACCAACGACCGUCGGCGGGUGCUUCUGGCCAAGGCGACCACCCUGCGCGAGCUACCGAGCCACUUCGGGCGUGAGCUGCAGCAGUCGCGCAUGACUGACGACUACGGCUUCGCCUUCUCCGAGAGCGACCUCGACCAGCCCCUGUGGAAGUUCAGCCACAACUGCUCGCUCUCGGUCGCCUUUGUGCACACCCACAUCGACGAGGCCAAGCAAGCGGUCGAGAGGGGCGCCAAGUCCUGGCACUCCAGUCGCUGGGGCACCAGGGGGACUCCCACCACCAACGUUGCUAGCGCCACCGCGCCCGCACCUGCCAAGUUGUAG
Messenger RNA from Acanthamoeba castellanii str. Neff, 342 nucleotides. RefSeq lists its product as uncharacterized. Bases 1 to 342 code for a protein of 113 amino acids. The record is from RefSeq and is a predicted model, not a curated record. The transcript has a single exon. Lineage: Eukaryota; Discosea; Longamoebia; Acanthamoebidae.